AUGGAGGUAAUUCACGGCAGGCCCUACUGUUGCAGGGAGCUUGAUGGAUCUGACAUACUGUCCGACACCUUUUACUCUAACGAAAUACACACUCCACUAGAAACAACUACUCGCCCAACUGCCUCACAUCACAGAUAUCGUGAAUUAAGGGAGUCUCUCAAACAAUGUAGGCUAACGUGGGGCACUGAAAGGGAGUAUGGCAGGAUGAUGCCUAUUUCACUCCCUGAAGAACACAGACCAAAGGGCGAACCUCUUUCUGCCAUGGGCAAAGGACACCAGCAUUAUGGAUUUGGUGGAGAAAACUGGCCAAGAAAGCUUCCUAUUGAGCAAUUUUAUUAUUUGACACAGAACAAAAAAAGUGACCUCUAUGGAAAUGAUUCUUUGAUGCCCAAACCACCUAGUUCAACAGUAGAAGAAAUCUGUUCCCUGUAUCCAAUUGAACACCCCUAUCACACACACAUCUCCCGUGGUGCCAUGUUCCCAACCUUCACAUCACCUAAGGAGCUCUACACUGGCAUUAAAGCCCGAAGCCAUCAGCCAUUUCCUCCCACUGUGCCAACAAAGGCUUAUGAUACUACAGUUUUGAAGACAAGAGGUAAUCCUUACAGAUAUGAACUGCUUGAUUUUCCCAUGGACUCAAAGAAGAAAGCCUUGACGUGGCCAGGUCAGGGUGUAUAUUAUGAUUUCCCUAAAUGUGUUGGGAAACACAAGCCAGUAUUCUACCCCAAACCUCCUAAAACCUUCGCGCCUAACACUUCUUUAAAUUCGUGGGAUCCUGUUAACUCUCUAAAAGAAGCCAACAUACAAAGAAAUCUUGAGCGGUCCCACUGGAUCACUUCAUACAAUAGUGAUUUUACAGGUCAGGGACCGAUGAAUCCUCUUGAACUGGAUGAUUACCAUGAAAAGGAGGUAGCAGAGCUCACUGGACAGAUAGGAUUUGACCCAGAACCGCAAGAAAAAUUCCACUCUGUCUUAAAACCAUCCAGACCCUUGGAAGGACGAAUUGCCCGAUUAAGUCAGAACCGACGUCCUCUGCAGGCUACUCUACAGCAAAAACAACCUUCCUGUCCAGAUUGUACCCCCAGAGUUUUGUGUAAUUUUCAUACCUUUAUACCCAGUUCUACUGAAAUGAUGGCACUUAGAGAUAAUACACCGGCGGGUGUGAGCCAUAAAAACCAGGCAAUUGAAGACAAGAUUAAGGAAGAACAACACUUGCUGUCUACCUAUACACUCCCAUCCUGUUACGAAACAAAAGGUCUGACUAACACUUAUGAUAUAAAAUCACUUCCAAAAAUCACAGACACUAAAAAGACAGAAGACUUGUACUGGAGACAGCUGUCACUAAAACCGCAACCUGUAACAUACUGUAACCCAAACCAUUACAUCCAGUAUGACCACCUUAAAUCUACCAUGCAUGAUCCGUAUGCUAUAUGUCAAAACUCUGUUAGUCUUAGUAAGCCUAAUGUUUUACACAAUAAAUCAGACUCAGCAGCUUUGGACUUAGAACAUUUUUUAAAUGAACCAGAAGAACAGUUGACUUUGAAUAUGGAAAACAACGAAGAAGCAAGACCUAACCUGGAUUGGAUUCCUAGAACUGGAGUGACCAAGCCACAGACUGACCUACUGGAGCUUAAGAACUCAUUUUCAAAAACUGGUGCACAAAAGCAGUUCUACAAAUCAAUUCUAGAAGACCAUAAUGAUCUUAGGGUUAAGGAUGACUCAGGAAUGAAACACCAAUUCUAUGGCUUUAAUUCCUAUUAUUUCUAUCAUUGA
Condylura cristata (star-nosed mole) is the source of this 1773-nucleotide messenger RNA. It is a transcript of the gene SPMIP4, whose product is annotated as chromosome unknown open reading frame, human C7orf31. The record is from RefSeq and is a predicted model, not a curated record. NCBI's taxonomy places the organism in Eukaryota, Metazoa, Chordata, Mammalia, Eulipotyphla, Talpidae. Gene Ontology annotation, cellular component: centrosome. The transcript has 9 exons. Bases 1 to 1773 code for a protein of 590 amino acids.